Molecule: messenger RNA, 3273 nt
Organism: Enhydra lutris kenyoni (northern sea otter)
Lineage: Eukaryota; Metazoa; Chordata; Mammalia; Carnivora; Mustelidae
Product: 5-azacytidine induced 2
Exons: 8
Coding region: 812-2011 (399 amino acids)
Biological process (GO): canonical NF-kappaB signal transduction
Cellular component (GO): cytoplasm
Source: RefSeq, a predicted model, not a curated record
GUAUAAAGUAAAAGCAUCCAUGCUCUGAUCCUUGAAGUGCACAAUCAGUGGGACAUCUCUUUUGACUUUGUAGAGCAGUUUAUGCUUAUUUCUUGUUUUUCAAGAGUCUUCAGAAAAAAAAUCUCAGUUGAAUAAAUCCAGCACAUUUGGUUGGAUAAUUAAGAUAUGAGAAAUCAUAUGCCUACCUUUCCAUAAGCCUUCCAUUAUGAAAAAUCAGUAAAGCAAAAAUACAGUGAUAGAAAACCAGAACUAGAAAAAACCUCCACUUUUCCUUAGUAUUCAUGUUGUCUGAAAUAAAGCAAAAUGAACUUUACAGGCAUUGAUUGAUAUAGGGAGGGAGGUCAGAAGUUUUGGGGAAAAGCAGGCACAGUAAAACAUAGUUCUUGUGCCUUAAUCACCUAUGUUUACAUCUCCUUAUUUAUUAUUUUACUUGGGAAAAUUACUUAAAUUCCUUUCUACCUUAAUUUCCUUACCUAUAAUAUUCUUGGAACAGUGACAUGCUAAGCAACCAAAUGUCAUUCCAAGCAAGGAAUAGUAAAUAAAAAUGUUUUUCAGUAGUCAUGAAUUACUAAUAUAAGAUAUAUGAAAUUCCAUUGAUAGUCUUAUUUAGAUUGCUCUAUUUGAUGUUUUAUUUCAAACUAAAAGGUAUCUAAAAGGAUUUUUUAGGAUCUUUUAUGACCUGCAGUCCCACUUACUCUGUUUUUCCCAUAAGGUCUUAAAAGAUUUCAGCUACAAUUUCUCCUUCCACAGUGUUUUUCAGGAACAUAACUUUCAGAUGAGGAAGUAAUGCUGAACCUAACAAUAAAAGUAGAUGUACAGUGCAACUGUCAUGGAUGCACUGGUAGAAGAUGAUAUCUGCAUUCUGAAUCAUGAAAAAGCACAUAGGAGAGACACAGUGACUCCAAUCUCAAUAUAUUCAGGAGAUGAGUCUGUUGCUUCACAUUUUGCCCUUGUCACUGCAUAUGAAGACAUCAAAAAACGACUUAAGGAUUCAGAGAAAGAGAACUCAUUCUUAAAGAAAAGAAUAAGAUUUUUGGAAGAAAAGCUUAUAGGAGCUCGAUUAGAUGAAGAAACAAAUUCUGUGGGACGUGAACAAGUAAAUAAGGCCUAUCAUGCAUAUCGAGAGGUUUGCAUUGAUAGAGAUAAUUUGAAAAGCAAAUUGGAUAAAAUGAAUAAAGACAACUCUGAAUCUUUGAAAAUGUUGAAUGAACAGCUACAAUCUAAAGAAGUAGAACUGCUCCAGCUAAGGACAGAGGUGGAGACUCAGCAGGUGAUAAGGAAUUUAAAUCCACCUUCAUCAAACUGGGAGGUGGAAAAGUUGAGCUGUGACCUGAAGAUCCAUGGUUUGGAACAAGAGCUGGAACUGAUGAGGAAAGAAUGUAAUGACCUCAAAAUACAGCUACAAAAAGCCAAACAAAUGGAUCCAUCUCAGGAAGACAAUCUGAAGAGCAAUGAUCUCCAAAGACUGAGCAUUUCAAGUGAUAAUAUGCAAAAUGCAUACUGGGAACUGAAGAGAGAAAUGUCUAAUUUACAUUUGGUGACUCAAGUACAAGCUGAACUACUAAGAAAACUGAAAACCCCAACUACAAUCAAGAAAGCCUGUGCCCCAGUAGGAUGCACGGAAGACCUUGGGAAAGACAGCACAAAACUGCACUUGGCGAAUUUUACUGCAACAUACAAAAGACAUUCCCCUCUCUCACCGAAUGGCAAAAGUGUUUGCCAUACCACAUCUUCCCCUUUACCAGGAGAUAUAAAGGUUUUAUCAGAGAAAGCAAUUCUCCAAUCAUGGACAGAUAAUGAGCGAUCCAUUCUUCAUGAUGGUCCUAACUUUCAGGAACACAGCUCUUAUGGCAGAAAUUCUCUGGAAGAUAAUUCUUGGGUAUUCCCAAGCCCUCCUAAAUCAAGUGAGACAGCAUUUGGGGAAACUAAAAAUAAAACUUUGCCUUUACCCACUUUGCCACCACUGCAUUACUCGGAUCAACAUAAUCAAAACUGUCUUUUUAAGAAUUAAUUCUGAAGAGAUUAAUGAUUUGGUCAUGAGGUUACUGUAUCUCCCUCAGUGGCACUCUCAAGAAGUUAUUUAACAAACUGAAACCAGAUUUCGAUUAAACUUUGCAGAGUUCUUCGGUAUAUAUGUUUGUACAUACUGUUCCACAUUAUGUAGUUGAUUUCCCAGUAUGAAAGAGCACCGUCCAACUCUACGUUCCGGCUAAGAAUCAGACAUAUGCUGCUUACUAAUAAAUAAACUUAAGGUGUUUUAAAGAGACAAUUUUACCUUUGAUAGUAAUUGUAAAUAACAGCCUCACAUAAAGAAUGGAAUUAAAAUUUCUUGGACAUGGUUUUAUAAAGCAUGUGAAAUACGUAAAUAUCCAUUCGUAAAAAUAAGAGGCCAUUAAUAUGAGACAAAUUAUAAGUUGCUUUAAGUUGCAAAAAAGAGCAAAUGGCAAAAGAGUAAGUCAUGUUUCUGUUGACCUUCUACUGAAUAAAGACAAAAAGUGUUAUGGUUAAAUAAUAGCAUCUCUUAUAGGUUAUUCCAUCUCCGUAUGCUAUUGUGUUUUCAAAGUUUAAGACUUUAAAUCACAGUGUUAAGACUUGAAAUAACCUGAUCCUUGAAGCCAACUUUGUCCUCAAAUCCUAACUGAAAAGUGAAAAUGUGUGUGAACUAUUAUAAUUCUAUAGUUUUCAAUGAGAAAUAGAAAGAGCACCACAAAGGUUUUAGUCUAAAUCUGUGCCAUCAGUGGUCCAUAAUGAAAAUCUAAGUAUGUAACUGGAUAAAGUCAUUUUCAUCAGGGUCUGUACCUGCUAGUUAUGUAGAGCAAUUUAUAAAUUGUUAGUUUAUUGGAAAUGUAACAUUUUACUCAUUGAGAUAGUGAUAUUUCCUUAACCAAAUUAGGAACUGUAAUUCUAUAAACCAAAUUCUGUGCUGUAUUGAUAUAGUACAAUCAUGAAAUGUCCCCAGACUUUUUGAUUCUAAGUGGCCUAUCAUUUAUAAACAAGCAUAUAACAAGGAUGGUUUCACACAGAAAUCUAUCUAAAUUCUUACAGGGUGGUGGAAUUAACAUAUUAGUAAUAUAAUGUAUUAGUUGGCUUAUACAUCUUUUGCCUGAGAUAAAGUGUUUCACGUAGGAGGCCUUUAUCCUUUUUGAUAGUUUCAAAUAUCUUGAACUCAAAAGAGUAUCUCAGAUCUCUAAUAUAUUAACUGAAUAGCAUACAUACACAAACAAUGUUCACCGUUCAUCAGAUAUUUUUGUCUUUCUAUUAUCUUACUCACUU